CCCGUGUCGCUAGGCAUUGUGGGAGCCGCAGUCGUCGCGAGUAGUAGGAGGAGGAGGAGGCCUCAGGUCCGCUGCGUCUCCGCCUCGCGGAAUCGCUCCUCGGUUCGUCCUGCCGGAGCGCAGCGGUGACAGCGCCGCCACCGAUAACGGCAGCAUCAGGGUGGGCGCGAUAAUAACGACCGUGACGACGAUCUUGAACCUUGUAAAACGUUCAAGUGAGGCGCGACUGAAAGCUUCUACUAAACCUAGAUAGUCUAGUCAUUGCUUGGGAUGCAACCCUAAGCCUUCGGGUGCGGCAAGACCCGGAUAGUCAAGAGUGGUGGAGAGAGGCAGGCGCCCAGCUUUGGAGGAGGACGCUCUGUGCGCCGUGAGGUCAAGAAGAUGUCUGCGAGCAGAGCCCCAAACCCGCAUGGCCUCAAACAAAUCGGCCUCGAUCAGAUAUGGGAUGAUCUGAAGGCGGGCAUCCAGCAGGUGUACACACGACAGAGCAUGGCCAAAUCACGCUACAUGGAGCUCUACACACAUGUUUACAACUACUGCACGAGUGUGCACCAGGCCAAUCAGGCGCGCUCGGGGGCGAUGGCCAACACCAGCAAGAACAAGAAGGGUCAGCCAUCGGGUGGUGCGCAGUUUGUGGGCUUGGAGCUCUACAAGCGUCUCAAGGAUUUCCUCAAGAUGUACCUCCUUAACCUCUUGAAGGAUGGUGAGGACUUGAUGGACGAGGGUGUGCUGAAAUUUUACACUCAGCAGUGGGAGGACUACCGCUUCUCCAGCAAGGUGCUCAAUGGCAUCUGCUCUUACCUCAACCGCCACUGGGUGCGGCGAGAGUGCGAUGAGGGCCGGAAGGGUAUCUACGAGAUCUACUCGCUUGCACUGGUGACGUGGAGGGAGUGCCUCUUCAAACCUCUCAACAAACAGGUCACCAAUGCAGUAUUGAAGCUGAUUGAGAAGGAACGAACUGGAGAGACCAUCAACACCAGGCUCAUCAGUGGUGUUGUUGGGUCUUAUGUUGAGCUUGGUCUGAAUGAGGAUGACCUGCAUGCCAAGGGACCCACGUUGUCCGUCUACAAGGAGGCCUUUGAAUCACAGUUCCUGCUGGACACUGAGCGCUUUUAUACGCGCGAGAGCACAGACUUCCUUUCACAGAACCCUGUCACUGAGUACAUGAAGAAGGCUGAGACACGCCUGCUGGAGGAGCAGCGGCGCGUGCAGGUGUAUCUGCACGAGAGCACGCAUGACGAGCUGGCUCGCAAGUGCGAGCAGGUGCUCAUCGAGAAGCAUUUGGAGAACUUCUACUCGGAGUUCCAGAAUCUGCUCGAUGAUGACAAGAACGAGGACCUGGCGCGCAUGUACAGCCUGGUGUCACGCAUCCUGGAUGGCCUCGGCGAGCUGAAGAGCCUCCUUGAGACGCACAUCCACAACCAGGGCCUCUCCGCCAUCGAGAAGUGUGGAGAGGGCGCACUCAAUGACCCAAAGAUCUACGUUCAGACGAUUCUGGAUGUCCACAAAAAAUACAACGCGCUGGUCAUGUCUGCAUUCAACAAUGAUGCGGGAUUUGUAGCAUCACUGGACAAGGCAUGUGGGCGCUUUAUCAACACCAAUGCAGUCACUAAAAUGGCCCAGACGUCAAGCAAAUCCCCGGAGCUCUUGGCACGCUACUGUGACUCCCUGCUGAAGAAGAGUUCAAAAAAUCCUGAGGAAGCAGAGCUAGAAGACACACUUAACCAAGUGAUGGUGGUGUUCAAGUACAUUGAGGACAAGGACGUUUUCCAGAGGUUCUACGCCAAGAUGCUGGCCAAGCGACUCGUCAACCACAAUAGUGCCAGUGACGACGCAGAAGCCAGUAUGAUCUCCAAGCUUAAGCAAGCUUGUGGGUUCGAGUACACGUCCAAGCUGCAGCGCAUGUUCCAGGACAUUGGGGUCAGCAAAGACCUCAACGAGCAGUUCAAGAACCACCUGGCCAACUCUGAGCCACUAGACUUGGACUUCAGCAUCCAAGUAUUGAGCUCUGGCUCCUGGCCUUUCCAACAGUCCUGCACCUUCGCUCUACCAUCUGAGCUUGAGAGGAGCCACCAACGUUUCACCACGUUCUACUCAAGCCAGCACAGUGGCCGCAAACUCAGCUGGCUCUAUCAGCUGUCCAAAGGGGAGCUGGUCACCAACUGCUUCAAGAACCGCUACACAUUGCAGGCGUCAACGUUUCAGAUGGCGGUUUUGCUGCAGUACAACUCUGAGGAUGCCUACACCGUACAGCAGCUGCAUGAGAACACGCAGAUCAAAAUGGACAUUUUGGUGCAAGUGUUGCAGAUCCUGCUCAAGUCUAAGCUUUUGGUGUUGGAAGAUGAAAACACAAAUGUGGAUGAGGUGGACCUGCAGCCAGAGACUCUCAUCAGACUGUUUUUGGGCUACAAAAACAAGAAGCUGAGGGUGAACAUCAACGUGCCGAUGAAAGCAGAACAGAAGCAAGAACAGGAGACAACACACAAAAACAUAGAGGAGGACCGCAAGCUCGUCAUCCAGGCUGCGAUUGUGCGCAUCAUGAAGAUGCGGAAGGUGCUCAAACACCAACAGCUGCUGGCUGAGGUGCUCAACCAGCUGUCUUCCCGUUUCAAGCCACGUGUGCCCGUCAUCAAGAAAUGCAUCGACAUGCUCAUAGAGAAGGAGUACCUGGAGAGGGUAGAUGGAGAAAAGGACACCUACAGUUACCUGGCCUAGGCGAGGUGUUUGUGGCUGGGCAUCCCCCCGCCCACCACCAUCUGCUGGCGCUAUGGUUCUGCAGCAAGCAGACGCUGCAGUUUAUUUGAACUCCCUGUGGCUUCAACAUCCCUGGUCAUGCGCCUCGCGGUGAAAGGAACCGAACCGGCACUGCUCCCUUAUAUGUAAAUUGUGCUGUUUAUAUUAUAUACUAUUUUAUUUUACCAGGCAAAGCCCACUGAGCGAUUAGCCAUUUUUCAGGUGACCUGGCCACAUGUGAUAGCUCAUCAAGUGGCUUGUAUCAUGUGGGAAUUUAUAGUAGCCAAUAAUCUAAACGCAUGUUUCUAAACGUGGAGGGCAAAACCGGAGGACCCGGAGAAAAACCAUGCGACCAUGGGGAGAACAUGCAAACUACAAAUAUACAGGCAUCUUCAGGGUCGAUCGAACCCACGACCUCCUGCAUAUAAACUUGUGCAUACUUGACGAGAAGUCGCAUGUAUAAAAAAAAGCACGCUGUCACCAGCAGCUUCACCAUGGACUGAACGUCAUUUUAAGCAUCUGGCUUCAUUGCAAGUUGUAAGAAAAACCCCACUGUCUACUGCCAAGUGUCUAUUGGAACAUUUAAGUGUAACUUCAUUGUGUAAUAUACACUUUUUUGGUUUGCAAUGUUUUGCUGUAUCCACUCAAGUUGGUAUUGUAAAGGAAGGCCAGGAUUGUUUCUUGGGUUGUAAAGGUCAGUUGAUUAGAAAACCAUAACAUAACUGAAUAUAUUGAUGGUUUAUUUGCUUAAAGGUGAUGCGUCUCCAUUGUUUCCUGCAUGGCUUGCUGCAACGAUGGUUUUGUUUGGCUUUUUUCCCACUUCAAGUGGAAACUGAGCCCUUUUAAACAAAUGUCCUUUAACUUGCCUUCAAUACGAAUAACAUUGGUCUGCCAGUGGCUACAUAAAGCGUUUUAAAGAUUAAAUGAAAAAGGUGUGAAAGUGUGCGUGCACGAAGAA
This is a messenger RNA of Petromyzon marinus (sea lamprey), 3691 nucleotides long. It is a transcript of the gene CUL1, whose product is annotated as cullin 1. Gene Ontology annotation, cellular component: cullin-RING ubiquitin ligase complex. NCBI's taxonomy places the organism in Eukaryota, Metazoa, Chordata, Hyperoartia, Petromyzontiformes, Petromyzontidae. Gene Ontology annotation, molecular function: ubiquitin protein ligase binding. Gene Ontology annotation, biological process: ubiquitin-dependent protein catabolic process. The record is from RefSeq and is a predicted model, not a curated record.